Messenger RNA from Drosophila rhopaloa, 2559 nucleotides. It is a transcript of the gene crc, whose product is annotated as activating transcription factor of chaperone. NCBI's taxonomy places the organism in Eukaryota, Metazoa, Arthropoda, Insecta, Diptera, Drosophilidae. The coding region runs from base 1133 to 2035 and encodes 300 amino acids. Gene Ontology annotation, cellular component: nucleus. The record is from RefSeq and is a predicted model, not a curated record. Gene Ontology annotation, biological process: regulation of transcription by RNA polymerase II. The transcript is spliced from 3 exons. Gene Ontology annotation, molecular function: RNA polymerase II transcription regulatory region sequence-specific DNA binding; DNA-binding transcription activator activity, RNA polymerase II-specific.
UUGACGUUUUUGAAACGCUCAAAAGACAAAAAGAGACAGUCGCGAAAAUCAAAGCAAUAUUUUUUUAAAUCAGUGCGUAUAGCCUAUAGGACAUUUGUUUAAUGGUUUUGAUGAAGGAAAUCUGGCGUGUCGUCAAGAAUAAAUCAAAGAUUUAAGCCAACGCCCCAGAUAAAACUGUGUAAAAAGUUAAUUGGCUGACAGACGUGAAGUGAAGGCCUUUUGUGUUGCCACUUAACUUUUGAAAACGGCGGCAAACAAAACGGCUAGAGUUCGCAUAAGGCGACCAUCGAGUGCAAACUACUAUAUGUAGCCAACUCCGGAAAAAUAGACAAAUCCACGAGAACGUCGCGAGCACCUGAAAAUUCGAGUGCGAGCACCAAGGACUUUGUUAGCAUGAUACCACACUGUGGAUACCGUUACAUGUGGAACCGUGAAAUUGUGAUAAAUUCGCAAAAGUUGGUGAAACGACGCUAAACAGGAGUCCAAGUUGUCCGACCACGCCGACAAUUUUGCGGCAGCAGUUGGAUCCCACGGACAGAAAAACAAGAACCGAAGGACAGACACACAAACGAAAGCCAUAACUCAAAUUCCUUCUUCAUUAACUAAGAAAAAAAGUCUUCAGAUACUUUUUGCCACGAGGGCGAAUUGCUUGAUCACUUGAGUUGUUUUUUUUGCGUUUUGGCAUUGGUCGUGUUUUAGAUUCAACUCUAAAUUUAAACCGACACUUACCUUUGUUAUUCUAUUUACUCGGCCUAAGUGCUGGACUUAACGGCUUAGACAGCACGUUCUCCAGCUAUUCGAUUGUACAUUCAAAAUUGACUCUGUGAUUUUUUACUUUUCUUUUGCAAAUAUUUUAUUAUACUUACUUUAUAUACGAAAAUUGUUCAUAUCAUUAUUUAAAAAAGCGCAUCUCGUUAACAUAGCAAUUGUACCUUUUUGUCAAGAAUUAGAUUACUUUUCAUUAUUUGAUAUUUUAGUUUUGUGUUUCGUGACAUUUUUUAUUUAGAUUAGGUUAAGUCAAAGUUUUCGACAUUUUUUCGACCUUUUACUGCCUUUAUUUUUAUUCGAUUGAAACUUAAACGACAAUUUCCCUUACAUUUGACAAUUAUAACGAUUCACUGCUGCCGCAAACAUGAGCACAUAUAUAUUUAUGCAAGCCUAUGAAUGUCUCCUGGACCAAAAGGCAUCCCUGAACUGCAUUGAUUACGAAAGGAACAGCUAUCAACCCAUCAUUGAUGCUGUUAGCCAGCCGAUAAUACCCACAAACAAAGUACAAUUCGAUGCAUCUUCAGUCGCUGCCUCACUCGUUUCUGCCGCCAAUUACCAUCUCGGCGAUCCCCCAUCCCUUAUUCUGCAGCAGUUGACGCCGCCGCAGUCUCCGCCUCAAUUCGAUGCUUACAAACAGCCUGUUGAAUCGCCCCAGCCCGAGGCCAUCAAGGCCGAGCAGAAGGUGCAAUGCUAUACUCCUGAUGCUACAAAUGCGGCGGCCGCCUCCACGCCCUUCAACUUUAAUAACUGGGUGGGUGGAAGCGAAAUUGCCCGGGAGAACCAACUGGUCGAUGAUAUCGUCAACAUGCGUGCCAAGGAGCUUGAGCUGACCACAAACUGGCAGCAAUUCAACGACGACUGCGAAUCUCAGGCCUCUUCCUCGCUGGACAGCAGAAGCACCGGUAGCGGAGUGUGCGGCAGCAUUGCCGAUGCGGACGAGGAGUGGCUUCCAGAGGCCAUCAGCAGCUGCGCUUCCUCGCCAGCUCACUUGCCCGCGGAUGAUCAGUCGGUGGCAAAGACGAAAAAGCGUACUCGCACCUACGGACGCGGUGUGGAGGAUCGUAAAAUCCGGAAAAAGGAGCAGAACAAAAACGCGGCCACACGCUAUCGCCAGAAGAAGAAGAUCGAAAUGGAGAAUGUUCUGGGCGAGGAGCACGUGCUGUCCCAGGAGAACGAUGAGCUUCGCCGCACCCUGAAGGAACGUCGCAGCGAGAUGCGCUAUCUUCGACAGUUGAUACGCGAGUUCUACCAGGAACGCAAGCGCUAGUCGUUAUCUUGUUCCAUCUAAGUUUCAAUGUCGUUUGCAAAGUUAUUGUUAUAGUUAAACCCCAAAGCUCUCCCAUAUUCCCACACAAUACUUCUAUGUAACCCACAACAACAACAAUCACCAGCCUACCCAAAGCUCCAAGAAACAACCGAGUACAGCAGCCUGUCUUGGCCCUCAUUUUUUGGCACUAAUGACGAGUCUUCGCACUCCGAAUUACCCCAUGCCAGUGAUGGCCAAUGGCAAGUUAAUAUCUUAGGCAAAACAGGCCAGUAUGCCAAUUUUAAAGUGGCAACAGAAUUUGCAUUGUAUAAAAAAAACUUAAUUGAAAACCUUUUUGAGUUGUAUUUUUGCGAAUUACCCUGUGAUGCGGCUGCUGUACUACGAUUUUAUUUUUGGACAUUGGUAAGCAUCUUGACAAAUGUAAAAGUUCUCUUUUAAUGAUUUUUUAACAAACAUAUAAUUAAAUAUACAGAAUAUUAUUCAACAUUUAUCAGCAAUAAAUCAAAAGGGUUUUCAAAAGAAAA